Molecule: messenger RNA, 375 nt
Organism: Funneliformis geosporum
Lineage: Eukaryota; Fungi; Glomeromycota; Glomeromycetes; Glomerales; Glomeraceae
Source: the annotation of a GenBank genome assembly
AUGCUUCCAAUAAGAGCGUUGCCAAUUACAGCAUUUCCAGUGCUUCAUGCUAUCAGGCCUCCAGGAGACUACAAAUUUGGCUCACCAAAAUUUUCUAACUUGGAAAGUCAUGGUAUUGUGGCAAUUACAUAUAAAUCCAUUGAAACAUUCCAUAUUGCUUUUCGCCAGAUUAUAUCAUCAAUAUCUAGAGAUGGUACUGCGGUCUUGACAAAUCAACUUUUUAAAGAUAUUGACUCAAGAGCGACGAAAAGUACUGAUUACGACCUAAUCUUUGAAAAGAUUUACAUUGAAGAAUCAGAUAUUGAAUGGUUGGAAAACGAAUUGAAACAGGCAGGCAAAGAGUGUUUGUUAUCAAUAGAGAUCUGGAAUGGAUAG